AGACGCUCUCCCCGCCCAAAGAGGGAAGGCGGGCGGGACUCCCCAACCGGCUUGCCCCGGUCCCCCUGGGCCCCAUGAAUAACCAGGCGCGGACCCCAGCCCCCUCCUCGGCGCGGACUUCAACCUCAGUCCGGGCUUCUACCCCGACCCGGACACCGACUCCACUCCGGACCCCGACUCCGGUCCGGACUCGGACCCCCAUCCGGACCCUGACUCCAGUCCUGACUCCGUCUCCAGCCGGGACUUCCCCUCUGGUCCUGACUCCUGCUCCAGCCCAGAUUCCCACUCUGGUCCCCACUCCCGCUCUGGCCCGGAUCCCCCGUCUGGUUCCGCCUCCUGCUCCGGCCUGGAUCCCUACUCCGGUGCCGACUCCCGUUCCCGUCCGGAACCCAACUCCGGUCCCGACUCCGGCUCGGACCCUGACUCCUCCAGUCCGGGUCCCAGCCCCAGCCCCAGCCCAGCUCCUGGCAGGGAUUCGGGCCGCGCUCCCCGUCUUGGACUCCUACCUGGCCCCGGCCCUACCUUUGGAUCCGCCCCCGGAACCUGCUCCGGAGCUGCCUUUGUUGCCCGAGGAGGACCCUGAGCCGGCGCCGAGCCUGAAGCUCAUCCCGUCGGUCUCCAGCGAGGCCGGGCCCGCCCCGGGGCCCCUUCCCACGCGCACCCCGCUGGCCGCGAACUCACCCGGGCCCACCCUGGACUUCACCUUCAGGGCAGACCCGUCGGCCAUCGGGCUGGCGGAUCCCCCCAUUCCCAGUCCUGUCCCCUCGCCCAUCCUGGGGACCAUCCCGUCGGCCAUCUCCUUACAGAAUUGUACGGAAACCUUCCCCUCCUCCAGCGAGAACUUCGCGCUGGACAAGAGGGUCCUGAUUCGAGUGACCUACUGUGGCCUCUGAAGCUAUAGCCUUCGGUACAUUCUACUGAAAAAGAGCCUGGAGCAGCAAUUUCCGAAUCACCUACUCUUUGAGGAGGACAGAGCUGCCCAGGCUACAGGGGAGUUUGAGGUGUUUGUGAACGGGAGACUGGUCCAUUCCAAGAAGAGGGGUGAUGGCUUUGUGAACGAGUCCAGGCUGCAGAAAAUUGUGAGCGUUAUCGAUGAGGAAAUCAAGAAAAGGUAGCCGGCAAGGGGUGGAGCUGGAGGAGUCUCAGCUGGAUGAUGAGAAGGGCUGAAAUGUUGCCAAGUCAGGUCCUUUUCUGAUGGUGGCUGGGGCUGGGGUGAGCUCAGGGAGGGGAAGAGGAGAAUACAUGCAGAGUCAGCACCCCUGUGUCCAGUCUGACUGUGUCUGCUGUCGCCACACUCACCUCUGAGGUCUGUGGAAGUCACCUGAUAUUCUGGCCCCAGGGGUGGGAGGGAGGGGAGCUUGGAAGGCUAGUCCUGUAGCUCCAGUCCUCUGUCUGGCCUCCACUCCUCUUGCUCCUGAGGGCAGUUUGUUUCUUUUGUGGAUUCGUCAUUUCCCAUGCCCUGGUUCCAGAUACAUUUUGAAAACCUUCCAUCUUAUUGGCAUUUUCUGGGGUUGUGAGGGAAACGGGGAUGGCAGUCAGACUCAAACCCGUGACACUCCAAACUCGAUUAUGCUCCAGGGCCCACUUUCUAAACCUGUAAGAUCUAUGUUCCAGCCUGCGCAACAUAGUGAGACCCCAACUCUACAAAAAAUAAAAAAUUAGCCAGG
This is a messenger RNA of Homo sapiens (human), 1667 nucleotides long. It is a transcript of the gene SELENOV, whose product is annotated as selenoprotein V. The record is from RefSeq and is marked reviewed. The transcript has 6 exons. Lineage: Eukaryota; Metazoa; Chordata; Mammalia; Primates; Hominidae.